Molecule: messenger RNA, 1041 nt
Organism: Melanotaenia boesemani (Boeseman's rainbowfish)
Lineage: Eukaryota; Metazoa; Chordata; Actinopteri; Atheriniformes; Melanotaeniidae
Product: chymotrypsin-like elastase family member 3B
Exons: 8
Coding region: 67-876 (269 amino acids)
Biological process (GO): proteolysis
Molecular function (GO): serine-type endopeptidase activity
Source: RefSeq, a predicted model, not a curated record
UAAGUUGUCAUGCAGACUGAGCAACUAUAAACCAGCUGAACUGAACCCAGGGUGCAGAUCUCCAACAUGCUGCAGACACUGGCCGUCCUCUUGCUUCAGGCAGUAUACGUCCUUGGAUGCGGCACACCGGCUGUUCAGCCCAACACCAACAGGGUAGUGAACGGAGAGGACGCUCGCCCCCAUAGCUGGCCUUGGCAGAUCUCACUGCAAGUGAAGCAUGGCAGCCGGUACCAUCACACAUGUGGAGGAACUCUGAUUGGACCUCGCUGGGUGCUGACUGCUGGACACUGCAUCUGGCCAGGAGAUGUGUAUCGUGUUCUCUUGGGGGAGCAUGACAUGAGCCAGGAGGAGGGCACAGAGCAGAUCAGAGAUAUAAUUCGCAUCGUCGUGCAUCCCGACUGGGACAUUGAUUAUGUGGCUGAUGGUAACGAUCUUGCCCUGCUGAAGCUGGAUAAGAGCCCCAUUAUAAACGACAGUGUCAGUGUGGCUUGCCUUCCACAGGCUGGAGAAAUCCUCCCCCAUGGUUUCCCAUGUUUCAUCUCUGGCUGGGGCAACCUAUACACUCAUGGCCCCAUGCCGGAUAAACUGCAGCAGGCCUUGCUGCCUGUGGUGGAGCACAGCGUGUGCAGCCGCAGUGACUGGUGGGGCAUCACCGUGAAGAGCACCAUGGUCUGCGCAGGAGGGGACGUGGUAGCUGCAUGCAAUGGAGACUCUGGCGGUCCUCUGAACUGUUUGGGUCAGGAUGGUAGGUGGUACAUCCAAGGCGUAACCAGCUUUGUUUCUUCCCGUGAGUGCAAUGAAGUGAAGAAACCCACCGUCUUCACUCGCACCUCUGCUUUCACCGAGUGGCUCAGUGAGGUCAUGCUGAAUUACUGAAGGUCUGCUGGACACCGUAUCAACCACACCAAAAAUAAUGAGAUCCCAGGUCAAUUUCUCUCUAUUUGUUUCCAGUUUUAAUAUCUGGGUUAGUAGAGAGAUCUAGAAAAGCCUGAAAAACAUUAGUUUGAUUAAAAAAAUAAAUAAAAAAAUGCAUUGAAAGAC